AUGCCUGACGCUUUUGAAAGUGCGUAUCCCCUCGCACCUACUCUUAGUCCGGAGGACAUACGCGCACGAGCAAAUUCGUCUUCCAAAACUAAACGACCAGUUAUAACUUUCUUGGCCGGCGAUGAAUCCGUAGAAAUACCAGACAAAUCAGAGGUUGGUAUAAUGAGGCCGUUAAGGAAAUCGGAGUUCGAAUUGGACUGUUUCGCAGAACCGGUUAUGAUGGAAGCUCUUCCAAGCAGUACUUGGCUUGACAAAAGAGAUCUUCAACACAGAAUUUUUGUAAAUAGAUCGCUACAUUUAGAAAAUGUUAAAUUUUAUGGAUUUGAUAUGGACUACACAUUGGCAGAGUACAAAUCACCACAGUAUGAAAAUUUAGGAUUUAAUUUAACCAAAGAGAGAUUAGUACACAAGGGUUAUCCAAAGGAAAUAUUGGAAUUUGAGUACGAUCCUUCAUUUCCUGUAAGAGGUCUGUGGUUCGACACAUUAUAUGGGAAUCUAUUAAAAGUUGAUGCUUACGGCAACAUCUUAGUAUGCGUCCACGGAUUUGAAUUUCUUAAACAUUCACAAGUAUACGAAUUGUACCCCAAUAAAUUUUUACAGUUAGACGAGUCGAGGGUAUAUGUGUUGAACACUCUAUUCAACUUGCCAGAGACGUAUCUCAUAGCUUGUUUGAUAGAUUUUUUCACUAAUUCGCCGCAAUACCAAAGAGAAAAAACUGGGGUAAGAGCAGGAGAUCUAGCGAUGUCAUUCAAAUCAAUCUUCCAAGAUGUAAGAAAUGCGGUCGACUACGUACACAUUCACGGUGACUUGAAGGUCAAGACCACAGAAAAUAUGGACUUAUAUCUAAAUAAAGAUGAUAGGUUGCCUACCUUCUUGUCGAGGAUAAGAGAGAGUGGCGCCAAGGUCUUUAUUUUAACAAACAGCGACUACAACUUUACGGACAGAAUAAUGAACUAUCUAUUCGACAUCCCACGGGACAAGGCCGGGGUAAAGACAAAAGAGCCUCCAAGAAAUUGGAAGACUUACUUUGAUUGGAUCGUAGUGGACGCAAGGAAACCACUAUUUUUCGGCGAAGGAACGACGCUGCGUCAAGUAGACACAAAAACGGGUGCUUUGAAAAUGGGUAACCAUGUUGGACCACUUCACGAAGGACUCGUUUAUUCAGGAGGUUCUUGCGACGUAUUCACCCAAAUGAUAGGUGCUAAGGGCAAAGACGUGCUGUACGUCGGAGACCACAUAUUCGGAGAUAUUCUCAAGUCCAAAAAAAUCGGCGGUUGGCGCACUUUUCUCAUCGUUCCGGAACUGGUCCAGGAACUUCAUGUGUGGACGGAUAAGUGCCAGCUGUUCCAGCAGCUACAAAAUUUAGAUGUAGAACUAGGUGAUAUGUACAAAGACUUGGACUCGAGUACAAAAGAGAAGCCAGACAUCUCGAAGCUGCGUAUGGCGAUCCGCGAUGUGACACACAAGAUGGAUCUCGCGUACGGCAUGCUCGGGUCUCUAUUCCGCUCCGGAUCUAGGCAAACUUUCUUCUCUUCACAGGUGGUGAGGUAUGCAGACCUAUAUGCAGCGUCAUUCCUGAAUCUGAUGUACUACCCAUUCUGUUAUAUGUUCCGUGCUCCGGCUAUGCUCAUGCCGCAUGAGUCGACCGUUGCACACGAACAGCGUUUCACAGUGGACACACCAACUAUUGACAGAUCGAGAGUUCCGACACAACGUAAUACCAUCGCCGUCACAACGGAAGAACACUCCGAAGACUCCGUCGGUCAAGUCGAAUUUAAUCCUCAGGACCUCAAAGCGUCGACGUCGGUGCCGCACGUGCGGCCCGAGACGCCGCGCCAGCUCACGCACACGCACGACGAGGACUGCUCCGACGACGAGGACGUCACCAAGACCGCUCAAGCUAAAUAG
Arctia plantaginis is the source of this 1908-nucleotide messenger RNA. NCBI's taxonomy places the organism in Eukaryota, Metazoa, Arthropoda, Insecta, Lepidoptera, Erebidae. The record is from the annotation of a GenBank genome assembly.